CUUGGCCUGCGCUCCACCGGGCUGCGCGCAGCGGCAAGGCUGCUCCGGGCUGCAGGAGCAGAGCGAACUGGGAGGCGGCGAUCGCAGCUGGGCCUGGACUUCCUUCCUCCACCAAAGGACAACAAAACAACCGACAGCCGGCACCCAGCCCUUGGCAGCAGCUUGAGCGAGACGUGCAGCCAUGGGCUCCCUGCUGAGCAGCGACAGCGGCAAAUCGGCGCCCGCCUCAGCCACCCCACGGGCCCUAGAGCGCAGAGGGGGGCCCGAGCUGCCCAUCACGUCCUUCGAGUGCUCCGUGUGCCUGGAGGUGUUGCACCAACCUGUCCGGACCCGCUGUGGCCACGUAUUCUGCCGUUCCUGUAUUGCUACCAGCUUAAGGAACAAUAAGUGGACCUGUCCAUACUGCCGGGCAUAUCUUCCUUCGGAAGGAGUUCCAGCAACAGACGUAGCUAAAAGAAUGAAAUCAGAGUACCAGAAUUGCACUGAGUGUGACACCCUGGUUUGCCUCAGUGAAAUGCGGGCACACAUAAGGACUUGUGAGAAGUACAUCGAUAAGUAUGGACCACUGCAAGAACUUGGGGAGACAGCCACAAGGUGUGUGUGUCCAUUUUGUCAGAAGGAAUUGGAUGAAGACAGUUUUCUGGAUCAUUGUCUUACUCAUCACAGAUCAGAAAGAAGAUCUGUGUUCUGUCCGCUUUGCCGUUUAAUACCUGAUGAGAACCCAAGCAGUUUCAGUGGCGGUCUGAUAAGACAUCUGCAAGUUAGUCAUACUUUGUUUUAUGACGAUUUCAUAGAUUUUGAUAUUAUUGAGGAAGCUCUUAUCCGAAGAGUCUUAGACGGGUCACUUCUUGAAUAUGUGAAUCAAUCCAACACCACAUAAUUUUACUAAUAGGAAGGGAAAGAGGACCAUUCAAUUGCACAUUUAAGAUGCUGCUUGACCAAUUGGAGGGAAAUUGUUAAUGUUUGAUGGGGAACAAUGUACAACCCACUUAUAUGUUUGUUCAUGCUUAUUGUUAUAUUACAUUUAAAAACUGCUUUAAUUUUGAUGGUUUAGAUCUGUUCUACAUGCUUGAGUUUCUUAGACAUUGAACAAGAAGAAAUAGUCUCCAUCUGUCAUUGCUUUAUGGAAGAAACAGAGGCUGAGUAUAUAGCUGGAGGACCUCCAUUUGCAAAUUGGAUGACCCUGUGUGAUGCUAUAUAUUCGUAACUUACCAUCAUGGUUAGGAAGGUAACUGGUCUUUGUUCUAUGUAAAAAGAAGGGGAGUGAAACAGAGUGUAGACAUUCAAGCAAAUAUGAAAUCAGUUCCAAUGUCCAUGUUCUUGGGUCUAGUAUGAUAGCGUGGGUAGUCUUGUUAGGAGUAGGAAAAGAAAAUUUUUAAGUCAACAAAGUCCAUUUUAACCAAACUGUAUCUCAUAAUGGUGUAGCAGAAUUUUGUGUUAGAAAUGUAUACUUAAUUCUUUGACUUUUUAUAAGUGUGCACACCUAAGAAUUUAUUAUAUUUUAAAAAUAUUUGUAGUUUAUUAUUUAGAAAUAUUUCUAUAAUAUAAGUAAUUUCUUUAGAACAAUCUGUUGAAAUAUCCAGUGGAAGUACUCACAUCCAUAAAUUUUAGUGAAAAACCUAAGGGCUUUGUUUUUAAUUUUAACCUUUUAAAAAUUACAAAAUAAAACAUAAAUAAUGAAGCAAACACAAAAUUUAUAAUGCAGUGUAUUAUUUUAAGAAACAUUCUUUUGGAAUUCUGCCAGACAUCCCAUUGUCCUCUUUAUCCUGCCACAGAAGUAACCACUGCACUGAAUUCAUUUAUUUGUCACCAUAUAUUUGCCCAUUAAAAAUCUUAUUCAUUGAAAAUUGCUUUUAUUAGAUAUAUAUUUUAUGGGGGCUAGAGGCAUAGCUCAGUAGUCGAACACUUGCCUAGCAUGCACAAGGCUCUGGGUUCAAUCCCUAGCAUCACAAAACAAACAAACAAAAAAACCUAAGAUAUAUAUUUUUUACAUAUCUUUUAAUAUUUUUUUUUCGAUGCUGGAGAUUGCAGCAGAGCCUUGCUACAUCCCCAGCCCUUUAUAUCUCUUUUUAAUCUAUAGGUAUCUCCUCCUUCUUCCUUUCCCUUAAAAUUUACCUAAUGGUGAACCUGAAUUUAGGACCUUUCUAGUUUCUCCCAAUCUGUAUUUUACUGGUUGAAUACCCAUGGCACAAUGCAGUAUGUUCCUCAGAAUAUAGGCAUGUGGGAUGAGAGAUAUGAGCAGACCCAGGCUCGAUUGGGGAAAGUAUGGGUCACGGUGUGGCUGGCUUUGUCUUUUUUUGAUGCUAGCUGAAAUUGGUACUCAGUGCCUGGAUCCACUAAUUGGGUUGAGCAUAUGCUCUCAUUUCUGUUUCAUUUAUUAGUUACAACAUUUUUAUAAGGAGGUGCUUCCCCAUAUCUCCUACUUGGUUAACCUGUAAUACAGCUCAUAUAAGACAAUGAAAAUACGUACUUGAUUUUUUUCCCCUUUGUCAUCUGGUUCGAGAUUAUAGAUUUGCUUCCUGUUAUCUUCUAGAGAUCACUUUUUACAAACACAUCAUGAGCUCAUGUAUCUAAAUAUGUUUGAUGGGCUUCAAUCCAUACAAGUAUUACCUUAUUGAAACUCACAUUGUCCCAUCUUUGGCCAUUGAAAGCUUCAAGUUGACUCUGAGUCUUUCUGAAACGUUAAUAGAUAGAUUCCUAGCUAUCUCAUAUAAUGAGAUCCCCCGCCAAACUUGUACAUUUCUUGCCCAGAUAUGAAAUCAGCCAUUUUUCUAGGAAACCUAGUUUCUGUCUUAAAUUGUAGUUCAAAACCAUAAUCCAGGCUCCAAGGGUACUCAUUGCUACUAUGUUGGUCAUUGUUUCAAGGAAAGAACUAGGAACUAGCUAUGUUUUUAAAGAUAAAAUACUUCAUGAGUUUCUUUUGAUACUUUCAGAUAAACUAGGUAUUAUAGCAUUUUUACCUAACUUCUAUUACAAAUUUAUUUCUGGACUUAAAAUCUUGGUUUUCAAGGACAUGGGCAUGAUAGAGCUAGAAUACCAAAAUUGCUUUCCUUUAUUUACCUUACACAUGCAAUGGUACCAGAAUAACAUCAUUCAAUCACAACCAAGUUGAUAGCCAAAGCAAAAUUUUUUUCAUUUGCUCUCCCUAUUUUUAAAAAUAAUUUUAUUAUGUUAACCUUUUCAGAACAUUGGUAUAACAUAUUCUGCUCUCUUCCUUUUAUUCUCCAUUUAGUCUUCUUCAACAAUGCAUUUAACGUUUGCCACUGGUUUUUAUUUGAUGGCACUGACUGUUUUUCUUUAAAAAUACAUUCAGGAUAGAGAUUAGUAUUUACAUUUUGAAAGAAAGGAAAGAAAAAUAAGCACUAGGGAUAUCAAACUCCUGAGGGUGAAUGUUAUUUGACUUAGCUUCUUAAUUGUAAUCAUUUAUAAAGUUCUUUGUUCCUUACCUAUAAAUACAAUCAUAAUUACCUUGCCCCAAAUUUUCUGUAAUAAAUUAUCCAUGAUGUUAUAAAAGUUAUGUUGGUAUUUUCCCAUCCAGGACAGGAUAAUUGAGAAAAAAUAACCUGGAUGAAAUCUAGAAGGCCUCCUGUCCUCCCUUUUAUUUGUUUAUUUGGUGGCACUGGGGAUCAAACUAGGACCUUCUUGUGUGUGUUAGACAUAUACUCUACCACUGAGCUGCACCCCUAGUCCAGCCAUGUCCUCCACUUUAGAUAUUGAUUUCAAAGUUGUUUUUCACACCUGCUAACAAGUAGCAACAGAUUUUUAGUUUCACAACCUGUCUCCAAUAUGGGUGGAUCAUACAAUACAGCAAAACCUGUUGGGCAACAAGAGCAAAAGGAGAGGAAUUUUUUUUAGAAGUAAUCAGACUGAAAAUAGGACACAUUUCUGAGCAUUAGUGCCUACUAUCCAGACAAUAAACCUUAGUUAAUUUAGAGCAAUAGAAAUGAUAUCUUUAUAUCUGUAAAACUUGAAAAAAAAUUAAAACUUUAAAAACUGUGUUCUAAGUACAGCUUUAAAUCAUCUACCACUGUUAACACCAGUGCAGCAGUUCUGCGUCCUGUCCCUGAGUUUGUCUUAUGAUGAUUUUGCCACCUACAGGACAAAUCAGGUGCUGGCUGCCUGAAAUGCUUUGUUUUCUGAAUUCUUUUCAGUUCUAUGAUUGUUUCACUGUGCCUUUAGCCUUUUAUAAAAAGGAGUUUAUAAUUUGUUUCCUUAAAAAAUAAAAACCAAUAUUUGAAGCUUUUGACUACCCACAAAAUGUUUCACUCACUUUAUGGUGCCUCAGGAUACAACUUUAUGAAGGCUUUAUAUAAGGAAAAGAACCAAUUCAUAUGUUAUUCUAAAGCUAAAAUCUCCUAACCCUAUAAAAAGCUAUGGAGAUUUCUGUUUCAUGUAUUUUUUCACCCGAGUUUCCAAAGUGUUGAUAGAAAACUGGAUUGAUUGCUAAUCUGUGGUAAUGACAGGGUUCCAAGUCAGGUCUCCUGAGAGACCCUGUCUCCAAUGAUGUUGCUUCAUUACUGUUCCUGGGUGCUAAGUGUCUUCGUUCCAAAGUGAGCUUACUCCAGUUCUUAAAUAUUUAUCAUAUCGUAAUGUGCAUCCUCAGACAUUGAAAGUAUUUUAAAAAGUACUAAGAGAUUCAUUCUUUUAUUAUUCAACUGUAUAAAGAUCUGUAUACUGCUCAGAAUUUAAAUGUACAAUUCUUUUUCUUUUGAAAAUUGUAUUAUGAGAAAUAAAGAAUGGCAGGACCAUUGCUUUCAUUAAAAUAUUUACUGUGUCUAUUCUUUUGGGGGGCAAGGGAUUACUGGAGUUUGAACUCAGGGGGGCUAGGCAGGUACUCUAGA
Molecule: messenger RNA, 4841 nt
Organism: Castor canadensis (American beaver)
Lineage: Eukaryota; Metazoa; Chordata; Mammalia; Rodentia; Castoridae
Gene: Rnf125
Product: ring finger protein 125
Biological process (GO): protein polyubiquitination; ubiquitin-dependent protein catabolic process
Cellular component (GO): VCP-NPL4-UFD1 AAA ATPase complex
Molecular function (GO): ubiquitin protein ligase activity
Source: RefSeq, a predicted model, not a curated record